This is a messenger RNA of Geodia barretti, 5446 nucleotides long. The record is from the annotation of a GenBank genome assembly. Lineage: Eukaryota; Metazoa; Porifera; Demospongiae; Tetractinellida; Geodiidae.
UCCAGCCUACGGAAACUGAUGUUCGUAGGCUCUCCAUUGUCCAUGAUCCAUGAUGAACCGAGGUAGUCUGUCUGAGGAACUAGCCGUGAUUUAGACUAAGGGACAAUGAGUCAAAACUGGUAUCCGAGGCAGCAGGGCGGCGGGCAGUACGGCCAGCCACAGCCUUCACUGCAACAGUCCUGGGGACACCAGCAGAACCAGGCAUGGGUACAGGGAGCUCAGUGGGCGGGGCAACCACACCCCCAACAAACAGGCUUCUAUGGCAACCAGCAGCAGUUUCAGUCUGUUGACCAACCACAGCAACCAUUUCUGGGUGGUGGACAGUUCACUGGUCAACAUCAGUUUGUCCCAGCACCUCAAGAUCGGAGCCAGGGCCCCCCAGUUCCCCAUGGUCCCCCGGUUCCCCAGCCUCAGACACAGUUUCUGACACAGCAGGCAUAUGCUCAGGAGCAUGAGCGCAGGGUAAGGGAGGAGAAGAAGAAGAAGGAGAUGGAACAGCAGAAGAAGAAACUGCAGAGUCUGAGUGUCGCCAAGCCGUCCUCUGGGAUUCAGAGCAUCAAUCUCGACAAUCUCUUCGAGAAACAGCUUCACUUCAGACCCACUCCUCCUCCCUCCAGCACUCCUGGGACCACUCCACCCCAGGCAAAUCCAUCACCACAGUCAUCACAGAAGAAGGAAGGGACCCAACAGAAACAGUCUUCCAAGGCUCUGACCUGGACCAGCAAUGAUUUCACCGGACUCUUUGCCCUGCCCCAGACCCAGGUACCUCUGGAGACACGCGAGAAUGAUAACUUUGGAGAUUUUCAGUCGUCUGGUCUGCAGUCAGGGGAUUUCCAGGCAUUUACUGCAGCUAGUCAGCAGCCUCAAGUCGCCAAUCACGUUCAGCCUGGAAGUCACAUGAUGCAGCCUGGGAAUCACAUGAUGCAGACUGGAAAUCACAUGAUGCAGCCUGGAAAUCACAUGAUGCAGCCUGGAAAUCACAUGAUGCAGACUGGAAAUCACAUGACUCAGGCCGGACAUCAAAUGAUGCAGGCGGCAGGUCAAAUACUGCAACCUGGAAAUCACGGGAUGCAGCCUGGAGGUCAUGUGAUCCAGGGUGGGAGUCACAUGAUCUCGACCACUGCGUACCAUGAGCCUCUCUCGUCAACGAAUGUCCAGCAGGGGACACAGGGGAGCAAGCCUCCGGGGAGUCCACAGAAACAGUGUACAAACUCCUCCCAGUUUCCCUACUCAUCUUAUUCUGCACAGAGCCACUUGACUCAGUCCUUCAACACUCCCGCUACGACCUCGACCCCUGGGAUUAUUGCCCCCCAACAACAGGGGUCGAAUAUCGGAACCCCUCACAUUGGAAAUUCCAGUCCUCCAAGUGUGGACACGUCUUCGUUCCACCCUCUGUACCACAAAGUGUAUCGGUUGUGCUGCAGAGCAGGGGAGGAGCUGGUCAGCACCGAGCUGCUGUACCCGGUCCUGCUGUCGAGCCAGCUGGCGCGGACCCAACUGAGGGAUCUGUGGGGCAGGGCCAACAGGGGUAAGCCAGGUCAGCUGAGUCAGAUGGAGCUGUUUGUUCUACUGGGACUAGUGGGCCUCGCUCAGGCUGGUGUCAAGGACCCAUCUGUGGAGGAUCUGAGGAAGGCACCCUCCAUACCAGUCCCAACUCUCCCAGGACUCUCCGCUCUCUCUCCUACCUCUUCCGUCCCUCCCCCUCUCUCCCCCUCCUCCUCUCUUCAUUCAGGGCCUCCAGAGAAUGUCCCACCUCCUGCCCAGCAAACUCCUCUCCUACAACCUUCCUCUGGUCCCUCUGAAUUGGUCCCCGUGGGAUCUGGAACCCCUAAAUUCGGCCCCUCGUCAGCACUUCCCACGCUCCCCCCAAUUCUGACUGCAGCUAAACUCUCUCCUUCUCCUGCUCCUGAUGUGCCACUGAGUGGCCCCCCACCCCCCUCCUCUCACUUACCAAAAGCAAACCAAACUGGUCCCCAAGACAGACAGCCGCCAGCUGAAGACGAUUUUGGUGACUUUGCUCAGUUCUCGGCCCCACCCACUACCACCCCUCUUCUUUUCCCCUCAACCACUGUCCCAUCUCCCUCUCCUCUCCCUCCUCAACACCUCCCCCAGCAACAAACAGAUGAGAAGAAUGCUCUGUUAUCCUCAGAGAUGGAAGGAUGGGCUGAUUUUGGUGGGUUUUCCGCUGCCCCCUUAUCUACCCCCCAGCCGACAAAUGAUGGAGUUCGGCUACCACAUAACGAACAGGAGCUGCCCAAUAAUCAAAUCCGAGAAAGCCCCCUUCCACAUAAAGUGGCAAAACCGUCUUCGUCGAAAUCGCGAAUGUUUGAAUUUACGUCGAGCGGUCCUCAGGCGAGUGUACCGACCAUUGAUGGCAUGGAGAAAGAUCUCCUGUCCAAACUGACUCCAACACUGCCACGAAAGUCUCCCGCUGCAACUGAAAUAACGGAGAAAAAGAAAGACGAAAAUGAAGAAAAGCCUCCAAAGACAAAGGUUGAGAAGGCGAUGGGAGAGGAAGAGGCAUGGAGGCAGUGUCUGGCCAAGGCAACAGAGGUCCUUGCCACUUGUGUGGGGGUGUUGGGAGAAGUGGAGGAGAAAGAACUGCUGCAGGAGAUUGCUCAGGCCAAGGAGGCUCACAGCACACUUCAUGGUAUUGCCGAAGUGUAUAGAUUUUCCAAGAGAAUAUUUGCAACUCUUUCGACCAAAUACCCAGAAACAGGUAUAUAUAUACAGUACAUACUCAUCCAUUAUAGUUGUGUGUAUCGUUGUCACGUGUCUCUCUCUCUCUUUCUCGUUGGCAGCUGGUUCUGCGGGGGUGGCGCUGAGGACGAGUUGGAGUGAACUAAACUCUCUGCUCCCAGACAACACCAUGGAGGAGGUCUACAAGUCAACCUGCCCCUCGCUGCCUGCCACAGAACCCGACGUGCUCUCAGACACCAUCUCCCACUGCUCACUCUGCCUCAUGAGUAAACGCAUCUCCAUCCCCUCCUCUCUCUCCCUGGACUCCACACCAGAGGACUACGACCUCCCUCUCCUCUUCCACCAGGGACAGACCUGCCACACCCCCUGCGCCAACUUCUGGAGACAUCUCGUGUCUGAGGACGUCCCUCUGUUAGGAUGAACUAAAUUAUUAACAGACUAAAUUGUCUUUCUUGUUUUCCGUGUGUGUGUGUGCCAAUGUUUUCAAUUGGAUUCUGUAUAUUAUGUAAGCUAUGGAUAUAUAUUUUUGAUGUGAUCAAGUGAUGUGUUGCACCUUCCGUGUGUGCGCAUGCGUAACGCGUUUGACCUCGUGUGCACCCGGCGGCGAUGGCGAGCAUUUCGUACAAGCGAGAAGACUGGAACGCCAUAGACCCAGUCAGAGAUAUAAAGUUCCUGGCCGAGUGCAUUCAGAAGGAGGAGGCGCACCUCGCCCGCACCCCCGAGAAGAAAGUCAAGAAUGAUCUCACCCCCGAGUUGGUGGCCAAACUUCUGCCUCCGGAGAUGACGAAUUCAUCUCCCUCGUUGGUACAGGAGCCAAUCCACGGACGCAAGUCCACGCGUAUUCCCAUGAUUCACAUCAUCAUGAGGACCUACACCAGCACCUACCUGGACAGCCCCGAGCGAACGUGGGACGAGAUGCUUCGUAUCCGGCGCUACCUAAUGAUGCACGCUCUCUACAACGGUCUUAAGACGCAGCUGGUUGACCUUGCACCAGUCACUCUCGUCACCGCCGAGACCCCCGACCUCCUCGUGGCUCUCAUUCGUCGUACCAACGAUGGGGAGUUCUCCAAGAUGCCCAGCUACAGAAGUCAACCAAUUGGUUUUGCUGUCACCGAAAUAAUCUGCUGCUUCAUGCACCCGCAGUGCUCGGCCUAUACCAUACUCCUGGAGAAGUUCUUUCGCGAUAUGCCCGGCUGUCCACAGGAGAUUGUUCGAGUGAUGAAUACGCGACCGUGGUACGAGGUUUUUGCCGCCGUUCGGCUCUUCGGGUUUGCCUCCACCCACCCCGCAGCGUGUCUGUGGUUACUCCGACACCCCAAAGCUCUUACCUCGCUACUCCGCUACUCCCACCAGGCUGGGCAGAUCGUGGAGCGACACGUUCAGAAAGAAAAGUUGGCCAACGCGGAUGAUUACUUGAAGGCGGUGUGCCAGCCGGGCGGGAAGAAAGAGAGCUACAUCAAGACCACCAGGGUCAUGGCGACCUACGCAGCCGUCAUGUCGGUGUUGGCUUUCAGCAACAUGACACACCACUUUGGAAACAACUUCGACGAUUUCCGCAUACUUCGCAGAGCCGUGUACGAAUCAGAGCUCCUCCAAAAUUUCAACCAAGCUGCACGAAACGCGAUGCGCUGGCUGACCCCGGGGAGGUUCAUGAGCGGAUUUCUGCAGGGAAUCUACCGCUGCCUCGAAAUGGAGAGAACCUCCAAACUCCUCUUCCUCGACGAUUUCGAGUUUUUCCGGAAACACAAGAUCUCGGCCGGAUGGGAUUCACUCAAGCACUUCAACCACCAGGUGUUCCACACGAGUCACGCGACCUUUCUCCUCUGCCACGCCCUCUCCGCCAAGUACCUCAUCGGAUCCAACUGGGCCACAGCAAUCAUUGCCUAUGUCCUUGAAAACUGCCCUGACAACGUCAGUCGUCCCAUUAUCGAGGCGUGUGGGUAUGAGCUAAUGGACCUGGCCCAUCUCCACGAGCUGAAGGAGCCAAUGGAACUCUCCACUCAGAGCAUCAUUCUGGAAGCCCUCCUGAGAUAUGCCGGCUUCUCCCACAAGCUCUGGGGGAAGGCUGACAGCUUUACCAGUGAGAUGAAACCGGUGAAGAAGAUCCCAGAGUUUUGUGUUGAGGCUGCUAUCUUCUGCCGCAGGGCCAACCUGGAAGACCUCCUCCCUGUGGCUGAGAAACAGCACCGCAUCAAAGUGGCGGAUGAAAUGAAAGAACAAGGCAACACUCUUUUCAAGAAGGGAAAAUUCAAAGAAGCCAUAGACCUGUACACCGAGGCCCUAGCUGUUUGCCCACUCUCGGCUCGCACCAAACAAGCCAUCUACUACAGUAAUCGUGCAGAGUGUUUCCUGAGGGUGAAUGAUCCGCAGCGAGCUCUCCACGACUGCAACAGAGCCCUGUGCCUGGACCACAGCAUGAACGUCAAGGUCCAGUGGAGGAGAUCUCGGGCCUACCAGAGGUUGAAUAUUGACUACCCUGCAUGGCUGGACAUGUAUUGCAUAAAGGAAGAGUGGAAGAGUGACAAGGGAGACACCUCGGGAGUGGACUUCAAGGAACUGGAGGGAGCUCUGAGGGAGAAGGUGUGUAUCGUGGAUAAAGAACAGAACAUUGAUCUGGAGAGAAAGGCUGUUGACUACCUCUAGCUGAAGCCUGAAACUUUCACAAGAAAAUGUGUUUUUGUAUGUUGAGUAUAAUCAGAUCUUAUGUCUCAUGCUGUUGUUGAUGACGGAUCCGCAGUUCUGCAGC